UCAAUGUAAACCAUUGGUCGUGGCUCCAGACUCCGGUUCAGACCCCACUCUUCCCUAGUAAAUCCCUUCACUUUACACAAUACACUUUACAGGGCACCUCUGGUUGGAGCCCAGUACUCCAGGAGGUUCUAAUAGUUCUAAACUGAAAACAAGAAAAUGCAGAAAAGAUGAAAACCCUAGAAGUUCAUUGUCUGACAAACUAGAGUAGUCGACCUAUGAUUGAUUCUUCUCCGAAGUAUAGCGGAGAUCUAACCUGAAACCGGAUGUAGAGGGGAUCUAAUCUGAACCCGAAAGUAGAGGAGAUUUGAUCUAAACCCGGAAGUAGAGAAGAACUGACCUGAAUCCAGGAGAAGAAGAGAUCUUACCUGAACCUGGAAGUAGAGCAGAUCUGACCGGAACCCGGAAGUGGAGAAUUUCUGACCUAAACCCAGAAGUGGAGAAGAUCUGACGUGUACCCGGAUGUGGAGAAGAUCUGACCGUAAUUCGGAAGUGGAGAAGAUCUGACCUGAACCCGGAAGUAGAGAAGAUCUCACCUGAACCCGGAAGGAGGGGAGAUCUGACCUGGAUUCGAAAGUAGAGCAUUUUUGACCUAAACCCGGAAAUAGAGAAGAUCUGACCUGAACCUGUAAUGUACAGGGUUCAAAUAAUUAUUUUUCUUCUUAGUUUACAUUCAGUACUAUGUGAUAUUCCAAAAUGCAAUCACAACAAUAUGGGAGACCAUCCUUUCUGUAUACCAUCAGAAUAUAAUAAGGAUGUUAUUCCCCCGACUCCAGAUGGACCACUUGAAGUCUUUGUUGAUAUCUUCAUUUUUGAGGUUUCAAAAAUAAACGAUAUCGCGUUAACGAUGACCUUCGAGCUGUACUUUGACUUGAUGUGGGAGGAAUCAAGAUUUGUGAUAAACCAAACCUCUGAUAAAUGGGGGAAGGAUGGAAGUUUUAUGGGAUCUACAAACUUUGUAAAAUCCCUUUGGUUGCCAGAUAUUCAGAUCUAUAAAUGUAAACAGUUUAAGAAGAGGGAGAUUGUAACUGAUGUUGCUGGUUUAAUAGUCUGGAAGGAUCGAAAACUACUGUAUACUGUAUCAACAGAAGUAGUCGUUGACUGCCCCAUGAAGUUUAGUGCCUACCCCCUGGAUCAUCAGCGAUGUAAGUUCCUUGUAGGUUCAUACAUACACGAUAAUACUCAGAUUAGUUUCUCUGGGAAGUUUGUACAUGAUAUAGAGAACCAGCGAGCUCAGCAGUACAUGAUAAACUGUACAGAAUUAGAUCCAGCAGAUAAAGUUAUAUAUUGGGCUAACAGAACAUACUGUCAAACCGGUUUCCAGGUUGAUCUUGUGAGAAGAAGAACUCCUGUUCUACUCCAGGUGUAUCUACCCUCUGGUAUGUUUGUGGUGGUAAGCUGGAUAUCCUUUAUAGUUCCUCCUGAAGUUGUCCCAGGACGAAUGGCUCUACUGGUAACUCUAUUCCUUGUCCUGGUGAAUAUAUUCAACUCUGUUACUGCUAACGCUCCGAAGGCGGAGGGCCUGACAGCUGUAGAAACUUGGGUAGUUUCCUGUAUUAUCCACGUGUUUGGAGUUCUAGCUGAGUACGCUCUCAUACUCAAAAUAAUCCAAUCUGAGAAGAGGAGAGAUGCAAAAUCAAGAAGAUCUUUUCUCAAGGCUCUCAGUAGUUUAAACAGUUCUAACUCCAGCCACCAAACUGAGAAAUCAAAUGGAAAAACAAUCCGGAGAGAUUUAGUAGGAGGAGGAGGUAUGAGCACAAAUAUUGAAGAAAUAUUUGAAACAGACCAGCAGUACACCAACCAGCAGUACGCUGACCAGCAGUACACCAACCAGCAGUACGUAGACCAGCAGCACGCAGAUAAUGUUUUAGCUGAAAAGAAGCACACAGAGUUAGAAAGACAAUGGAAAGUACAGCAAAGAGAAAGUCGAUGUGUCCGGGAGAAGAUCCAGAUGGCGUAUGAACGAGUUGACCGGCUAGCAAUGUAUCUGUUUCCAUUCUUCUUCUUCGUUUUUAACAUCCUCUACUGGACAUAUUACCUCAUCAUCGUUAAUAUAUUCGGCCUCAGCUUGUUCUAGAUCUUUUUCUAGAGAUAUAUCAGGAUAUUCUGUUCUAGAUAUAUAUCAGGAGAUCUUGUUCUAGAGAUAUAUCUAGAGAUCAUGUUCAAGAGAUAUAUCAGAAGAUCUUGAUCUAGAGAUGUAUCGGGAGAUCUUGAUCUAGAGAUAUAUCAGGAAAUCUUGAUCUAGAGAUGUAUCUAGAGAUCUUACUCUAGAGAUAUAUCUAGAGAUCUUUCCUCCCUACAGAUAUAUCAGGAGAUCUUGAUCUAAAGAUGUAUCAGAGAUCAUACUCAAGAGAAAUAUCUAGAGAUCAUUCUCCAGAUAUAGAGCUGGAAAUUUCAUUCAAGAUUAAGAUAUAUCAGCAGAUCUUAAUCUAGAAAUGUAUCACGAGAUCUUGUUCUAGAUAUACAUAUCAGUAGAUUUUCUCUAGAAAUAUGUCAGAAGAGGAGAUCUUUCUCUAGAUAUAUUUAGGAGAUCUUGAUAUAGGGAAAUAUGAGAAGAUCUUUCUCUAAAGAUAUAUCAGGAAAUCUUUCUCUAGAUAUAUAUCAGGAUAUCUUUCCCGAGAGAUUUAUCAGAAGAUUUUUCUCUAGAAAUAUAUUAGGAGAUCUUGAAUUAGAGAUAUAUCAGGAGAUAUUGAUCUAGAGAUAUAUCAAGAGAUCUUUCUCUAGUGAUAUAUUAGGAUAUCUUGAUCUAGAGAUAUAUCUAGAGAUCUUUUUCUAGAGAUAUAGAAUAAAUAUUUUAAAACAUAUUCAUAUAUAUUUCUAGAGAUAUAGAGAUCUUUCUUUAGCGAUAUAUAAUAAUUAUAUCUUGAAUUUUGAACUUUUCUAGUAUGUUUAAGAAAUAACUUUCUGGAUUGUAGGAAAGGUUUAUUUCUAAAAGUUCUGGAAUGUCUCACAACAUAAGUCAUGAAUAAUGAACACAUAUAUCUUAAUACUUCUACCAAAAAAAAUAUAUUUUAAACUGUAUGCACUAUGUAUAUUCUAUAACUAUUUCUAAUUUGAAAUUCGGUGCUCUAUUGUCCAAGAAUACAACAUUUUUGCAAGCAACUUGAUAAUCAUUUUAGGUAAAUCUAAGGAACCCAACAACUCAAUAUAGAUCUACAAAAUUUAUCUCUGGAAAUAAACAAAACUCAGUAAAAGUAAAUUUUCUGUAUCUUUUUGUUUGAUGAUGUGAAUAAUAAUACGUAAGGUAAUUGAGUUGUUGCCAUAAACUCUAAUUUUGUAAUCUCUAUAUUUUUGCAACAGCUUUUUCAACAGUAAACCCUGUUAGAUUAAGUAGUCAAAGUUUGAAAUAUCAAAGGUUUACACCAUCAUGUUGCAAAGAUAAAGGCAUUCAACAAUUUUAGUUUGUGGCAAAAGCUUAGUACCUUUGUUUCACAUCAUAGACUUUUGUUCUUUAAUUUCUAUCGAAUGGACUUCUGUUGAUUUGCUGUUUUCAUAAAAUGUAUACAAUGGUAGAAAACAGUAGAAAACGUUUCAUAUUUUAGACUUGCACGCUUGUUUGUUAAAUAUUUACAACUGCAGCACAAGGAGCACAUGCUUAAUGACGCAAACUCUGAUCCAAGCUGAUUGAAGGAAAAUGACACGUUUAAAAAUGAUUUACUAUACUUUUUUUCUGGCGUGGUCUAAGUUAGCUCAAAGCGUAGCAGAAAUUAUAUCAAAGGAAUUGAGUCUUUGUCACAAACUAUGAUUUUCUAAUCUCUAUAUCUUUGUAACCCAAUGCCGUAGA
Eurytemora carolleeae is the source of this 3781-nucleotide messenger RNA. Its product is annotated as glycine receptor subunit beta. Gene Ontology annotation, biological process: nervous system process; regulation of membrane potential; chemical synaptic transmission. The coding region runs from base 629 to 2074 and encodes 481 amino acids. The record is from RefSeq and is a predicted model, not a curated record. The transcript is spliced from 19 exons. Gene Ontology annotation, molecular function: transmembrane signaling receptor activity; chloride channel activity; neurotransmitter receptor activity. Lineage: Eukaryota; Metazoa; Arthropoda; Copepoda; Calanoida; Temoridae. Gene Ontology annotation, cellular component: membrane; synapse; neuron projection.